UGUCUGCCGCUUGUGAAAUGAAAAAUUUUCGUACCCGCAAAAGAUUUUUCCCGUUCAAACUCACUGAGAGAUCGUUAUCGUACAUUUUUUAAGUGUAAAAGUGUUCUCUAGAUUGUAUAGCAUACGUAUAACAUCAGGUGACAAAAGAUGAGUGAAGCUGUUGUAACAAGUCAACAUUCCAAAGAAAGUGAAGAGAGUGAACCCAAAAAUGAAACCAUCACUUUGAUAAUACCACAAGACCUUGCCUCUGCAGAUGGCAUUCAAGUUGUCACACUGCCUCCUGGAAUUGGAGAUCUGAGUAACGUCAGAGUUCAAGUGGGUGAUGCAGGUUUUGAGAACCACACUGGCAAUGAACAUACAACAUGUCAAAUUGUUCAUGAAGUGAUAGAACCACUGGCUGGUGGGGACACAAACGGGAUCAACAUUGAGGAUGGCGGCUCAGAGUUGCAGAUUGUUGAAAAAGAUAACACUGGGUCUAGCCAUGUAGGGAAGGAUGGAAAGAAAGUGAGCAUAGCCAUCCAGGCAAAUGAUUAUGAGAUCGAGCGGCGUUCUGGGAGGACACCAGCCAGAAUGAGGGUUAUUCCAGCUAAAUUCAGAGACUACAAGAAUCCCGACUUUAUAAAAGAGGAACCUGAAUCUGAUGACGACUAUGAGCCAAGUGACGAGUGGGAGUUCAAACCACUUAGGGGAAGGGGAAGGCCAAGGGUCAAUCCUCGAGGAAUGAAAAGGGAGAAUAAGAAGCCAGGGAGACCAGGAAGACCACGUAAAUACCCCAAAAUAGAACCGUUGGAUUUUGAACUGCUGCCUGUUCCAGCAGCAGAAAUUGCAUCCACCUCCGCUGAUGUUUCGCUAGACAUGGCAUCCAUCCCAACAGUGGUAGUCGAUGCUGCACCAGAAUCGGAAGGGCUCGCUGCUACUGAUGAGAGUUCUGAUGUCCAACCACAGGUGGCAGCACUGAUGAAUGAACUGACCCCCAAGGUGUCAGGAGAGAAGUCACAAUCUAAGGCAUUUGUUUGUAAAACGUGCUCUAAGACAUUCACUUUGAAAGGCAACCUUAAAGCCCAUGAGUUCAUUCAUCUGGGACUGAAGCCAUAUCGGUGUGAUGCUGCAGGCUGUGAGCAAGUUUUUCGAACAACUGAAGCAUGUCGCAGACACAAAUUGACUCAUCUAGGAGUGAAACUUUUCGAAUGUGUGGUCUGCAAGGUGAAAUUCUCCACCAAUCAAGCAUUAAAGGAGCACAUGUCACGCCACACCGAUUCCCGGCCACAUGUCUGCAAAUUCUGCCAGAAGAGGUUUCGCCAACUGAGCUGUCUCAGUCGCCACAUUACAACCCACUCCGAUGAGAAGCCAUACCCCUGUGACAUGUGUUCGAAGAGAUUCUCACAGAUGGCGUAUCUUAAGUCACACAAACGAAGUCACACAGGGGAGCGUCCUUUCAAGUGUACACAUCCAGGAUGUGAGAAAUGUUUUGCUCACCAAUCUGAUCUCAUCAGACACAAGAUCAUACAUACCGGAACGAAGCCGUUUGCCUGUGAUCUCUGUCCUGCUAGAUUCAAUGACCCAUCUAGCAGACGACGCCAUCUCAAGGAGCACACAGGAACUAAGCCUUACGCCUGUCAGCUCUGUGAAGAAUCUUUUCGACGUGCAGGACAGCUGAAGGUCCACUUGAGUAAACAACACAUGGGGGUUAUAUCGGUGGACGCAGCAAAUCGCCCUGUGUUGCAAGUUCAAGCUGAUGCCUCCUGCUUGAGAUUCCUAUUGCGUGAAGAUGGGGGUAUUGAGUCUAUCCCAAUUACAGAACAAGUUAUCGAUGAUGGACAGGUUGUUCAUUUAGAGGCGGGAAAGGAUCAAACGGAGGAUGAGCAGUUAGAGCAUGUUCAAAGCCAGUUGCAACAAGUACUGAUGCAGUUACGGCAGCAACGGAACCAAUUCCCAAAUGAUUCAACAGAAGUUGAUGUUCAUGUUGUGACUGUGGGACCUGACGGUCAGGUCCAGGAGAGAGUAGAUAGGGUGCUUUCACAGACAUUAGAGUCAAUGGGGAAUGCUUCCCGAUCGGUUACAACAGGUCAGGAUGUCACAGAGCAGGAGAUGGCUGUCCAGAUUGCAUUGGAGGAGAUGGGGGUCAUCCAGGAUGAUGCAAUUCCUGUUGCGAAUUCAGAAUCAUUGGAUACUUCCAUGAGUCAAAAUAAUGUACAGGAUAUUGUGAAUGUUUCUGAAAUCGACACAGGACCACUAAGUCCGUCUGUCCUUAGCACAGCUCGGAUCAUGCAAGAUAUCCGCAACGCACCUGUGCAAUAUGAACAUACCUAUACCAGUGUUGUGCAGUAUUCAAGUCCAAAUCAUACAGUUGCAGAUAAUGUUGAAAUUAGUGAAAUCCAAAAUGCUCCUGUUGAGCAAGUUCCGUCGGGAGUGGAUCACAGUAGUGAUCAAGAUCAGAAUGUGCAGAUUUCUAGUGAGAAUGCUGUCAGGGGUGUUAUUCAUGUCCCUAUAGAGCACUUCAUGUCAGAAGAAGGGACCCAAAAACUUCCAGUUUCCAGUUCUCAGGAGGUGGUCUACCAUUAUGAGGAUUAUGAGGUGGUGAGAGAGGGAGAGGAGCCGCAUGUUUUAGAAAUUCAAUAUACUGACGAGUCUGAGGCUACUGAUCAGAAUCCUGGCUCUCAGCUCAUCGACGUCAAAUAUGUUGAAGAAGCCAAAGAUGAACACAAACCUUCUUCAUCACAAAUCCUGGACAGCCGGCCCUCUACUUCUCAACUACCAACUGUAUCUGUCGACCUUAUCUCCGAGAGUACUAAACCUCAACCUCCAGCAUCUAGUAUGGACUAUGUCCACAAGCCGGACUUCAGUAGUCAAGACUAUUACAACUGGUUAUCAAGUUUUGUUGAAUUGUGUAAAGUAGUGCCAAUGCCUUUGGACAUUGAUUUGUUUCAGAAGGUAAGCCAGGUCCAUAAGACUUUAUCAGACGUUUUGGCAAAUCCCUCUGGUGUGCUGAGCAACAAGGACAACUACACAACCAUGAUGAGUAUUUCUAGAGAUUUAGGAGGCAUUGUCAAUGAACAUUUGACCUUCGUCCUGAAAACUUUUGAAAAGGCAACAGUACAAAAAUAAUGUAGUGGUAGGAGUAGAGUGUACUCCUAGUUCGAUUGAUCUAUUGAUUCGGUACAAUUAAGAAGACUUUCUUCCUAAAGUCUACAUGUACACAUACAUGUAUGGUGAAACAGUCUACAUGUACACAGACAUGUAUAGUAGAACUGGGCAUUCAGUAGUGUUGUGAAUCCAAGUAUCUGUUCUCUGGAGAAGUUAUGUAAAUUUGAUUAUAUCGAAUAUUAAAGUAUUGUUACCAUA
Messenger RNA from Lineus longissimus, 3342 nucleotides. RefSeq lists its product as uncharacterized. Gene Ontology annotation, biological process: regulation of transcription by RNA polymerase II. Gene Ontology annotation, cellular component: nucleus. The record is from RefSeq and is a predicted model, not a curated record. Gene Ontology annotation, molecular function: DNA-binding transcription factor activity, RNA polymerase II-specific. The coding region runs from base 148 to 3105 and encodes 985 amino acids. NCBI's taxonomy places the organism in Eukaryota, Metazoa, Nemertea, Pilidiophora, Heteronemertea, Lineidae. The transcript is spliced from 8 exons.